Messenger RNA from Mollisia scopiformis, 866 nucleotides. RefSeq lists its product as uncharacterized. The transcript has a single exon. Lineage: Eukaryota; Fungi; Ascomycota; Leotiomycetes; Helotiales; Mollisiaceae. The record is from RefSeq and is a predicted model, not a curated record. Bases 176 to 646 code for a protein of 156 amino acids.
GGUAAGGUUUCGUGCGUGCUGGCUCCCCUCCCACGGGUGCACGACAGUUCUGGCAUCUCAUCUCACACUCUCUUCCUGCCGCGAUGCAUAUCACCGUAGCAUGAGUAAGGAACAGCUUAUUUCAGCCUUGUGAUCCAAGGUGUUCCAUAAAUAAAUCCUCUCCAUCCCAGAUUCGAUGCAGCUGCGAUGCGGCCUGGAAAUUAUCUUCAUGGAGAUGCUGGAGGACUCGACACGAUCCGGCUGCGAGGGUGCGAGGGUGCGAUCUCAAUGCCAAGCACCACCACAGGGGCCGAAAGCGACCCUUCAUCAGCCCACUGCAUGGGAAGGCGUACAGGGCAGGAGGAUGGGACAGCCAGAGGGUGCAAAGCAGCAAGCAAGCAAGCAGAAGCACAGAAUCACGAAAUGGCUCGUCGUCUAUUGGCGCGCUCGUGAGACGGUAAGGUUAUGUUGGCCUGAAUUGCGAGAACCUCAAAGCAGCAAAUGCACGCUCUCCACGAGAACGAUAAGCUGUACCAAGUCAUGUCUGUCUGUCUGUCUGUCUGUUCUGCUGCAAGUCGUCCCGCGUCUGCUUUCUCUCUUUCUCUCUAUUCUCUUCUCCAUGGGCCACGAACGGACAGCAUUUCAUUCGUCUAGUAUCCCCGAAUGAAGACUAGAACUCGACCCGACCCCCCCUUUCGUAGGUAUGUUCUAGACCUGGCCAUUCGCCUGUCGAUUCGUGAUGCGCUUCCUCUCCCCCUGCUUCAAAGCCAUCCGUUAACCUUGAAGUCGCCACCCCCUUCCAUCCCGACAUUUAAGCUUGGAGGCACGAUUUGCCCAGAUCAGUUGAGCAGGAAAGUGGAGACGCUGAGAUGGGCAUGGCAUGCUGC